Pyrus x bretschneideri (Chinese white pear) is the source of this 1957-nucleotide messenger RNA. RefSeq names its product protein GLUTELIN PRECURSOR ACCUMULATION 3. The transcript is spliced from 16 exons. Gene Ontology annotation, molecular function: protein binding. NCBI's taxonomy places the organism in Eukaryota, Viridiplantae, Streptophyta, Magnoliopsida, Rosales, Rosaceae. The record is from RefSeq and is a predicted model, not a curated record. The coding region runs from base 119 to 1654 and encodes 511 amino acids.
UGCCAAAGGUCGUUUGUUCUGAACACGCAUAACUGGGUUCGAGCUUUCACAACACACAGCCUGGUGAACUCUAUUUGGUGGGCAAGCGACAGUGAUUAGCACAGCGAAAGAAGAGAAAAUGCAUUACUGGGUUCGAGCUUCUUCCUCUGAUUUUGUUGGAACACUUCCUCAACCUCGCAGUGGUCACACGGCGGUGAUUGUCGGUAGAUCAAAGCUGGUUGUGUUUGGAGGCCUUGUAGAGAAGAAGUUUCUCAGCGAUAUCGUGGUCUAUGACAUUGAUAACAAAUUAUGGUAUCAACCAGAGUGCACUGGUGGCUCUGAUGGACAAGUUGGUCCAAGCCCACGAGCAUUUCACGUUGCUGUUGUGAUUGAUUGUCAUAUGUUCAUCUUUGGUGGGCGUUCUGGGAGCAAGAGGUUAGGUGACUUUUGGGUCCUAGAUACUGAUAUAUGGCAAUGGACAGAGUUGACAAGUUUUGGUGACUUACCUUCUGCACGAGAUUUUGCUGCAGCUUCAGCUAUAGGAAAUCGGAAAAUUGUUAUGUAUGGUGGCUGGGAUGGUAAAAAAUGGUUGUCAGAUGUGUAUGUCUUGGACACAAUAUCACUAGAGUGGAUGGAGCUGUCAGUUACUGGGUCCUCACCUCCACCCAGAUGUGGCCAUACAAUUACCAUGGUUGAGAAACGGUUGCUUGUUUAUGGUGGCAGAGGAGGUGGAGGUCCAGUACUGGGUGAUUUAUGGGCUUUGAAGGGUCUAAUCGAAGAAGAGAAUGAAACACCUGCGUGGACCCAAUUGAAGCUUCCAGGACAAGCUCCUUCUGCUCGGUGUGGCCAUACUAUUACAUCAGGAGGGCACUAUCUGUUGCUCUUUGGCGGCCAUGGAACUGGUGGCUGGUUGAGUCGUUAUGACAUUUAUCACAAUGACUGCAUUGUUCUAGACAGGGUGUCUGCACAGUGGAAGCGCUUGCCUACUGGCAAUGAACCUCCUCCUGCUCGAGCAUACCAUUCUCUGACAUGUAUGGGUUCACGCUAUCUGCUAUUUGGUGGCUUUGAUAGAAAAUCAACAUUUGGUGAUCUCUGGUGGUUGGUUCCUGAAGAGGACUCCCUUGCAAAGAGAUUACUUGCAGCUUCGCCAAAUAUCCAAAAUAUCCAGAAUAAGGAUGUGGAGAUGGGAAACGAAAAUGUCCAAAAUAUAAAGCGGGAAAGCCAAAUGGAAGAAUCUGCUGUCUCGGAGUUACAAAAAAGAUUAGGAAUAUCUGUUUCUCUUCUUGGUAAUGGGGUUCCAAUUGUGGAUGAAGUGGAAGACAAAGAAUUCAUUCAACUGGCUUCAAAUUUGGUUGGAGAAAGAGUCUUUAGUGACGAACGGGUUUCUGAUGUUCAGGCACUUCGUGAACACUGGAGGAAAUCUACCCCAAGGCUUAUCCCACUUAAGGAGCUUGGACCCUUGCUUCGGGACUACCAACGCCUGAUUACUCGUCGUCUUCAGAAUUUUCUUCGUGGCUAUAAUAGGGUGAAUAGUGGAUCUGAUAUGCAGUUCGUCGAGUCCAGUUUUCCUGGAAAAGCGGCUUAUGGUUUUUACCAUAUAAGAAAUGUUAACCAGUUGCGUCUGGAUGACAUCCCAAAGCUGCUGGCAGAGUACAGACAACUAGUGCCAAAUUAACGGACAGAGCUGGAAAAACGAAAAUGAAAAGGCAACUCCUCUAAAAGAUAUGUCCUAACCAAUCUACAAUUUCAUCGAAGUUAUGGUAUUGUAGUGCUCUCAUGUUUCACCGGCACAAACCUCCAUCGAUGAACUCGUUGCCAGACUGGUGCAAAGAUGUUGUACAUGUCCGCUAUAAACUCGUCGAAAUCUGCUGCAGCUUUAGAUGCUUGUCUUAUUUACUUUGUCAUAACUUUGGUGGACCUUUCUAAGGUAUACAGGUUAAGACUUUUUGAGUGUAUAUAUAAACUCUUAUCUCGGACA